AUGGCCAACCUGUCCAGCCCCCAGAAGCUGGCCAUCAUCAACGACUACCUCGACACCUCAGCCCCGCACUUCUCCCACGUCCCGCCCUCCCCCCACGUCCCGCCCUCCCGCCUGCAGAUAAGCACAUACAAGGACACAAUCAUACCACACAAUGAGGCCGAGACAGCCCGGCUGGUCGAGCGCCUAAAGCCCUACGCCCUCGUCUCGAGCAUGCGCGAGCGCACCGCCUUCCCCGGCGACCUGCUCCGCAGGCUGCCGAACCUGAAGCUGCUCCUCGCCACGGGCACGCAGUUCGAGGAGUUCGACCUCGCCGCCGCGCGGGAUCUCGGCAUCGCCGUCGUCGCGGCCCCGGGGCUCGGGCGCACCGACGACGCCUCGGGCCAUCGGCGGCCGGAUAUCCGCCGCGGAGGCGGGCACCCCACCACGCAGCACGCGUGGACCCUCCUUCUGGCGCUGGCGCGCAACGUCGCCGCCGACGACGCGGCGAUCAAGGCCUCCGGGUCCCCCGCGGCCGAGGAUGCGGACCAGCUCGCGUGGCAGAGCGGCCUGGCGACGGGGCUGACGGGCCUCACCCUCGGCGUCGUGGGGCUGGGCCGGCUCGGGGCCGCGGUGGCGCGCAUCGGACACCUGGCGUGGGGGAUGCGCGUGACGUGCUGGAGCGAGAACCUGACGCAGGAGCGGGCGGACGCCAUGGCGGCGCAGGUGGGGCUUUCUCCGGACGAGGGGCCGGGGGGGACCAAGACGUUCCGGGCCGUGUCCAAGGACGAGCUCUUUGCGGGAGCAGACGCAGUGAGCCUUCACUAUGUGCUGAGCGGGCGGUCUCGCGGCAUCGUGGGCGCGCGGGAGCUCGGGCUGAUGAAGCCCUCGGCGCUGCUGGUUAACACGUCGCGGGGGCCGCUGGUUGACCAAGCUGCGCUGGUGGACGCGCUGGAGAGGGGGAGCAUCCACGGGGCGGCGAUGGAUGUAUUUGACGUCGAGCCGCUGCCGCGCGACAGUCCCUGGAGAAGGGCUGAUUAUUGGGGCAGGGACGGGCGGUCAAGGGUGUUGACGACGCCCCAUAUGGGCUAUGUCAACGAGGACCUUAUGAAUGCUUGGUACGCCGAGACCGCCGAGAACGUAGAGCGGUGGCUUGAUGGGCGUGAACUUCUUCAUCGCAUUGCAUAA
Messenger RNA from Diaporthe citri, 1164 nucleotides. RefSeq lists its product as uncharacterized. Gene Ontology annotation, molecular function: NAD binding; oxidoreductase activity, acting on the CH-OH group of donors, NAD or NADP as acceptor. The coding region runs from base 1 to 1164 and encodes 387 amino acids. The transcript has a single exon. The record is from RefSeq and is a predicted model, not a curated record. NCBI's taxonomy places the organism in Eukaryota, Fungi, Ascomycota, Sordariomycetes, Diaporthales, Diaporthaceae.